CGCCCUCCGCCCCCGGGCACCCUCCGCCCCGCGGCGCCCCCCGCCCCGCACGGCCCCCGCCGGGAGGGCUGGGCUGGGCUGCGGGCGGCGGCCCCCGAGCUGCCCGGAGCCGCGGAGACAAAAGGGAGGGAGCGAGCAGCAGCGGGAGCCGGGCUGGGGGGGAUGCGAGCAACCAUGAAAGGCUGGGUCUCCGCCUCCUCCUCCGCUGCUGCCAGAGAGCUGCCGGCUGCUGCCGCCGCUGCUGCUGCUCGGAGGACUACACUGUGAAGGGGGCGGAGGAGAGGCUGGCUGGGUUUGCCGGGCGAAGGUAGAAGGUGUAAAGGGAGAGGCGAGGAGGAAAAUGUCUUCUUCGGUGGGGCCCCGCGGCCCUCGCCCACCCACGGUGCCCCCCCCGAUGCAGGAGCUGCCCGACCUGAGCCACCUGACGGAGGAGGAGAGGAACAUUAUUAUGGCCGUGAUGGACCGGCAGAAAGAAGAGGAAGAGAAAGAAGAGGCCAUGCUCAAGAGGUUGCAUCAACAAUUUGAAAGCUAUAAAGAGCAAGUAAGAAAGAUAGGGGAAGAAGCCCGCCGUUACCAGGGAGAGCACAAGGAUGAUGCUCCAACAUGUGGAAUCUGUCAUAAAACAAAGUUUGCAGAUGGUUGUGGCCAUUUAUGCUCUUAUUGCCGGACCAAGUUUUGUGCUCGAUGUGGAGGUCGUGUCUCCCUGCGAUCAAACAAUGAGGACAAAGUGUACAGGAAUACUGUUCCUACUCAUUGUGGAUCACAUUCAGCAGUACCUGUAAGAGUUAUGUGGGUAUGCAAUUUAUGUCGAAAGCAACAAGAAAUCCUAACAAAAUCUGGAGCGUGGUUUUUUGGAAGUGGACCGCAGCCGUCACCCAGCCAGGACGGAACACUGAGUGACACGGCGACUGGUGCGAGUUCCGAUGUACCGAGAGAAAAGAAAGCAAGGCUCCAAGAGAGAUCGAGGUCACAGACUCCUUUAAGCACAGCAACUGCCUCACCACAGGAGAUCACUCCUUCCAGCGUGCAGUCUGACCGGAGGAAAGGAGCAGAAGUGUCGCAGCCAGCUAUGGGCCUGGACCAAAAGCAAGUUUCAUCAAGGUCUAGAAGUGAACCUCCAAGAGAGAGGAAGAAGACGCUACUGGCUUCAGACCAGAAUGGCAAAGGUGUAAAGAGUGAGCGUAAGCGUGUGCCAAAAUCCUCAGUACAAAAAGAAGGACCAGCAGAUGACAGGGAACGUAAAGAAAGGCACGAAAGUAGAAGGCUGGAGAAAGGGAAGUCACAGGACUAUCCAGACUUGCCAGAAAAACUUGAGGAAGGCAAAGUGCCUGAUGAUGAAAAACAAAGGAAGGAAGAUGAAUACCAUACUCGAUACAGGAGUGACCCCAAUCUGGCAAGAUAUCCUGUAAAACCCCAUCCGGAAGAACAGCAGAUGCGCAUGCAUGCCAAAGUUUCUAAAGCACGGCAUGAGAGAAGACACAGCGAUGUAGCUUUGCCUCACACAGAAAUGGAGGAAGCGGAGGUACCUGAGAAUAACUUAGGAAAACGCUCACAAUUACAGGGAACUCAGGACAGAAAAUCUCUUGUGGAAACUCAGAGGUCGUACUCUAUAGACAGAACAGGUGAUGUAAGAAUUUCUGUUUCUAAACAAUUAACUAAUCAUAGUCCACCAACUCCCAGGCAUAGUCCAGUUCCUAUAGAACACGUAGAGUACAAGAACCACGAUUCCUUUAAAAAACAGAGCCGCCUUGAUCCUAGCUCUGCUAUUCUCAUGCGAAAAGCAAAGCGGGAGAAAAUGGAGACCAUGCUAAGGAAUGAUUCCCUUAGCUCUGACCAGUCGGAAUCAGUGCGGCCAUCCCCUCCAAAGCCUCAUAGAGCAAAAAGAGGCGGAAAGAAAAGGCAGAUGUCAGUUAGUAGCUCAGAGGAAGAAGGGGCAUCAACACCAGAAUAUACUAGCUGUGAAGAUGUGGAGAUAGAAAGUGAAAGUGUCAGUGAAAAAGGUGACUUGGAUUAUUACUGGCUGGAUCCUGCCACGUGGCACAGCAGGGAGACAUCCCCUAUUAGUUCGCAUCCAGUAACGUGGCAGCCUUCUAAAGAGGGAGAUCGCUUAAUUGGGCGUGUUAUUCUUAACAAGAGAACAACCAUGCCAAAAGAAUCAGGUGCAUUACUGGGGCUAAAAGUUGUUGGAGGAAAAAUGACAGAAUUAGGACGACUUGGUGCCUUCAUUACCAAAGUGAAAAAAGGUAGCUUGGCUGAUGUGGUGGGGCAUCUCAGAGCAGGGGAUGAAGUUCUAGAAUGGAAUGGCAAACCCUUGCCUGGAGCUACAAAUGAAGAAGUUUACAACAUUAUUUUAGAAUCAAAGUCAGAACCUCAAGUUGAAAUUAUUGUUUCAAGGCCUAUAGGUGAUAUUCCACGGAUUCCCGAGAGUUCUCAUCCCCCAUUAGAGUCCAGUUCAAGUUCUUUUGAAUCUCAGAAGAUGGAAAGGCCUUCUAUUUCUGUUAUAUCUCCAACCAGCCCUGGAGCCCUAAGGGAUGCACCACAAGUCCUACCAGGACAGCUUUCUGUGAAACUGUGGUAUGACAAAGUGGGACAUCAGUUAAUAGUGAAUGUUCUGCAAGCAACGGAUUUACCACCAAGAGUAGAUGGACGCCCCAGGAACCCCUAUGUAAAAAUGUAUUUUCUUCCAGACAGAAGUGAUAAGAGUAAAAGGAGGACCAAAACAGUAAAGAAAAGUCUAGAGCCAAAAUGGAACCAAACCUUUCUCUACUCGCAUGUACAUCGUAGAGAUUUUAGAGAACGAAUGCUUGAAAUAACGGUAUGGGAUCAGCCAAGAGUACAAGAAGAAGAGAGUGAAUUUCUUGGAGAGAUUCUUAUAGAGCUGGAGACAGCACUUUUAGACGAUGAACCACAUUGGUAUAAGCUACAGACACAUGAUGAAUCUUCACUACCUCUGCCUCAGCCAUCACCUUUCAUGCCACGAAGACAUGUACAUGGUGGAGAAAGCUCUAGCAAAAAAUUACAAAGAUCUCGGCCAAUCAGUGAUAGUGACAUCUCAGAUUAUGAUGUUGAUGAUGGUAUUGGAGUUGUUCCUCCAGUAGCUUAUAGAUCUAGUACUAGAGAAAGUAAAUCUACAACGCUAACUGUGCCAGAACAGCAAAGAACAACACAUCAUCGUUCACGUUCUGUAUCUCCUCACCGUGGCGAAGAUCAGGGCAGGACCCGUUCACGUUUACCAAAUGUGCCAUUACAGAGGAGUUUAGAUGAAAUCCAUCAAAUGAGAAGAUCACGUUCUCCAACUAGACACCAUGAUGCCUCCAGAAGUCCAGCUGAUUACAGAUCCAGAGACAUGGAUAGUCAGUAUAUGUCUGAUCAAGAAAGUGAGCUUCUUAUGCUGCCCAGAGCAAAACGAGGAAGAAGUGCAGAGUGCCUACAUACCAUCAGAAGUUCUGUUAGGCACUAUAAAACAUUACCACCCAAGAUGCCUUUACUAGAAAAUGGUACUAAUUGGAACCUAUACAGCUCAACUCUUCCUGCAUGUGCUAAGACCAAAUCAGUGAUUAGACAGGAUAUUUCUCUCCUUCGUGAUUGCCUUAAUUCACGAAUACCGAAAUUUGGAGAUGACCUCCUGGUUAGUGAACUACAGCCCUCCCUUGACAGGGCUAGGAGUGCUAGUACCAACUGCUUGAGACCAGAUACUAGUUUGCAUUCACCAGAACGAGAAAGGGGUAGAUGGUCCCCCUCCCUAGAGAGGAGACGACCUACUAGUCCCAGGAUUCAUAUCGAGCAUGCAUCUCCAGAGGAUGACAGAACAAGGACGCUGGAGUCUUGCAUUCCAAAACAGGACAGUGUAGACCACCUAAGUGCUAAACCUGGAGCAGCACAGAGGCAAUCCAGAAAAGUGGAAAGAUAUAGCAGCCAAAAACAAACUAGGAAAGGCUCCACAACUGAAACAGAAAGGGGUCUGCUACCAUGUCUUUCUAGAAGGGGACUUCCAGCCCCACGAACGACUGAACAGCCAGUCAUUAGGGGAAAACAUCACGCUCGCUCAAGGUCGAGUGAGCACUCUAGUAUCAGACCCUUAUGCUCUGUACAUCACCUAGCGCCCGGAGGGUCGGCGCCACCUUCUCCACUUCUGACAAGAAUACAUCAACAAGGAAGUCCCACCCAGUCUCCUCCUGCAGACACGUCCUUCAGCAGUCGCAGGGGAAGACAGCUACCGCAAGUUCCAGUAAGAAGUGGCAGUAUAGAGCAAGAACAAGAGAAUUUUAACUCUUCCACAAAAGCAAGCUUAGUAGUGGAGGAGCGAACAAGACAGAUGAAAAUGAAAGUGCACCGUUAUAAUCAGACAUCAGGGUCUGGUUCUAGUCAAGAACAUGAGCGUGAGCAAUAUACCAAGUAUAACAUACAAACAGAUCAGUACAGAAGUUGUGAUAACGUCUCUGCCAAAUCAUCAGAUAGUGAUGUCAGUGAUGUGUCAGCCAUUUCCCGAACCAGCAGUGCCUCACGCCUCAGCAGCACAAGUUUUAUGUCAGAGCAAUCUGAACGCCCUCGGGGCAGAAUCAGUACAUUUACUCCUAAAAUGCAAGGCAGACGGAUGGGAACUUCAGGGAGAAUUACUAAGAGCACAAGUGUGAGCGGAGAGAUGUAUAAGCUGGAGCACAAUGAUGGGAGUCAGUCGGACACAGCUGUCGGCACGGUUGGAACAGGUGGGAAGAAAAGGCGUUCCAGCCUUAGUGCCAAAGUGGUUGCCAUAGUGUCUCGAAGGAGCAGAAGCACAUCUCAACUUAGCCAAACAGAGGCUGGCAACAAGAAAUUAAAGAGCACGAUACAGAGAAGCACAGAGACAGGAAUGGCAGCAGAGAUGAGAAGUCGUAUGGUUCGACAACCAAGUCGAGAAUCUACUGAUGGCAGUAUAAAUAGUUACAGCUCUGAGGGCAACUUAAUAUUUCCUGGAGUACGGCUGGGUGCUGACAGUCAGUUUAGUGAUUUCCUCGAUGGACUUGGACCUGCACAGUUAGUAGGCCGGCAAACACUAGCAACUCCUGCCAUGGGUGAUAUCCAGAUUGGCAUGGUGGAUAAAAAGGGUCAGUUAGAAGUAGAAGUCAUAAGAGCUCGUGGCCUCACGCAAAAACCUGGCUCCAAAUCUACCCCAGCUCCAUAUGUCAAAGUGUAUUUAUUGGAAAAUGGAGCAUGUAUAGCUAAGAAGAAGACAAGAAUUGCACGGAAGACCCUUGAUCCUUUGUACCAACAGACACUGGUUUUUGAUGAAAGUCCACAGGGUAAAGUUCUUCAGGUAAUAGUUUGGGGAGACUAUGGCCGAAUGGAUCACAAAUGCUUCAUGGGAGUUGCCCAGAUCCUUCUGGAGGAACUGGAUCUGUCCAGCGUGGUAAUAGGCUGGUAUAAAUUAUUUCCACCUUCAUCACUAGUGGAUCCAACCUUGACUCCCCUGACACGCAGGGCUUCCCAGUCAUCUCUGGAAAGUUCAACUGGGCCUCCCUGCAUUAGGUCAUAGUAGCAGGUGCUGUCUAAUAAAAACAUCACCCAGGAUAACGAUUGGAACCAGAUACUCACACGAUCAAAAAACGUUGUUGGAGAGAGACAAUCACUUCUGUUUUUGCUUGUAGUAGUUAUCCAAAAAUAUGUCUGAGUUGUUUGUCGAGAGACAGCUUACAUUGACAGAACAAAAAUAUAUCACGUAUGGCCAACCUAUUAGCAACUAUCACUGAUGCUUAUAAUGAUCCAAAACCAAACAAAGAGAAAGAGGGACCUUUAGAUUCAAAUUAAGUCAAAUAUGAGCCAAACUGGAAGCUCUCACUCUGUUAACAGUGUUGUAUUUCUUCACAUUUUGACAGAGCCCUCAAGCAGUGUUAACUUCCUGGUGUUUCAGCAGUUUUUCUGUACUUGUUACUUCCAUUAGUUUUUUUGCCAUGUGAUUCUGCUAGUUUUGUAGAAGUCCUCACAACGCUAACAGAGACCCUUCCUUUCUUUUUCUAAACCAAACAAAACAAACCAAAAGGGCUGAAGCAUAUCUCUGUAAGCAUCGUUAAAGUGUUCAAAAGCCACAGUUACAAUUCCAGCAAGUUCAAAUCGUUUCUCGGUUCUGGUGCUUCAAAGUCUCUCAUGUGGGAACCCAGAACAAAUGACCGAUCGAGGUUAUAUUCUUAAAAAUAACUAAUCAUCACAGUGCCACUUUUUCUUUGUAAAAUAAAAGCAGAUAUGUUUGCAUUAUAUAUAAUAACUUUUAUGUUUAUGAUGUUUUGCAUGGAAGAAUUUUGAAGAAUUCUGCAACUAAUGCUGGGGACUGGUAUAAAGCAGCUUUAGUCUUAAUUUUUGACAUUGAAUAUGUUACUAGUAAUGCAGUUUUCCUCCUAGAAAUGGAGAGGAAAUAUUUACGUUUCUGUGUAUAAAUGUAUAUUUGACUUCCCAAAAUGUUGACCAGGAAUGGAUUGAGCAUAUGACACUUUCAGCUGUACCCAGGCUUCUCUGAUGUGUGUCGCUUCAGACGCACUUGUCUGCCCUGGAUAGAGCAUGGUAUGAGUUGUUCAGUGUUUCACUGGAAAUUCCAGUUGAAACAUUCUGCACUUACUAAUGUUUUUAUCAAAUUUUAGUUUACAUUUCUUUGAGAUUGAUGCAAGCACAAAGCUUGAUUUUUUAACGCAAGAUAUCUUACUUUUUGGAGAAAAAAAAAAAAAAGUCAAAAUUCAAUUUGCUUUUUAUUCAUUUGAGUUCUUCUUGGCCUUGAAAUCCCUUGUGAUAUUCUGUAAAUGUGCUAAAAACUGCAGAUUCUGCAGGUGCAUUGAUAUGUUUCCCCUCCUUUUACAGGCCAUUGAAUUUUGUGAUCACACAAAUAGAGCAGCAUGACUUGGAACUGUUCAAAGCUGCAUGCACGUUUUGUAAAAAGAGAUGAAAAAGGUUAUUUAAUAAUGUAUGUUAGUUCCACAUAGGCCAGCUUGUAUGUUGCAUGUACUUGUACAGUUUGCUCGUAAUUACUAUACUGAAGUAACCAAGAAAUCUAAGCCAUCCAUUUUUCUUAUAGACAUUUUGCAGGUUUUAGCCAGGCUAGGUCUGUGAGUCUGGUGCUAAAUGUCUAUAGAUGGACUUUAUUUUUUACCCUAUGGAAAACGUGAUGUAGUACGGACCAAAUUCCUUCUAAUAAAUAUUUUGGUGUAGAUUCCUACUGUGGGGCUGUAACACAUGUAGAAACUGUGUACACACUAGGUUUUAAUUCAUAGACAUACUGCCUGCACCAAGUGAACUAUUUAUUAUUACUCAACACGUCGGAAUUACUCUGCCCAUCUUUCCGUAGGGCGCAGAUUGAUUACUGCUCGACCUGCUGAGCAGGAAGAACUCAAGUAUUGGUGCACUACUACUAGAUCCUGUUCUGUCUUAGUGGCCAAAAAACAACUAGUUAUAAUUCGAUAGUAUCUUUCUAUUUUGACCACUUGUCUUAACACUCCCCUGUGCUUUUAAAUGAACUUCCAACUCAUGUUAUGUAAACAUGUUUAAUAAAAUUUCCUUUUCAUGUCCAGUGUAGUAGUUGUGCUCUCUGUAUGUUCUGAGGUCCAUCUGUGAUUCUGCUCGCUGCAGGACUGUGUGAAAUGUGUUAAGGAACAGUAAAAUGAUAAGUGAUUUCUAUGGUUCUUUUGAUCGAUGUAACAGUGUAUGUUGAAAUCUGGGGCCAGAAACUGAGGUCUGGUGAAAGUCGUGUUUGGUUGGCUGCCUUUUCACCGUGGAAGGAGCCAAAUUGUGCUCUCAUUCAUUGAAGCAGGUAAAUUGAAGUCAGUUAGCCAAAUUACAAUCUGGUGAAAUCCAGUCAGCUUACUUGUGUUGAAUGAUGCCGUGUCUGCUUGCACUAGGUCAGUGGGGCAGUACGUGUCAGAGCCAGACACCAGCUCUGUAUUUGGAAUGUGACUAGCCUUUAAGAUGUUUGAACAACUUCUGAACUUUUGCACUCUUUAAACCCAGAAAAAUGCCAUUGUACAGUAAUGCCACGAUGGAUCCCGCUGUAUAGACAUUUACCUGAGAGCAGAAUUUGGCACUACAUUUUAUUAGAGAAUCAAAGAUUAUGUAUGUUGUUUGAUUUUAGUUUUCCAUGUCCCACAGAUACCUGAUCACAACUGAAAAAUAACAUAAAGACAAUAUUGCCUCACUUUGAACACUUUUGUUUAUUACUUUAUUUAACUGAAUACAUGGUUAAGCUACUGAAAAAAAAAAAAAAAAAGGAUAAUUAAACAUGGUAAAUCUCU
Molecule: messenger RNA, 8246 nt
Organism: Oxyura jamaicensis (ruddy duck)
Lineage: Eukaryota; Metazoa; Chordata; Aves; Anseriformes; Anatidae
Gene: RIMS1
Product: regulating synaptic membrane exocytosis 1
Exons: 36
Coding region: 341-5512 (1723 amino acids)
Biological process (GO): calcium ion-regulated exocytosis of neurotransmitter; regulation of synaptic plasticity; intracellular protein transport
Cellular component (GO): presynaptic membrane; cytoskeleton of presynaptic active zone
Molecular function (GO): small GTPase binding; transmembrane transporter binding
Source: RefSeq, a predicted model, not a curated record